Diprion similis is the source of this 2679-nucleotide messenger RNA. Its product is annotated as BMP and activin membrane-bound inhibitor homolog. NCBI's taxonomy places the organism in Eukaryota, Metazoa, Arthropoda, Insecta, Hymenoptera, Diprionidae. The transcript has 4 exons. The record is from RefSeq and is a predicted model, not a curated record. Bases 410 to 1117 code for a protein of 235 amino acids.
UCCUUCGGAAUAACGAUUCGAUGUAUUAUUCUGUGAUUUGAUCAGUGCGCGGUGUGUAUGGAAUAUGAAUUCGACGUUGUUUCUUUGAGCGGAAAUUAAACAUCGUGAGUUGAAAUUGGUGCAGGUAUAUUGUUACGCCUGUAUAUACUUAGUUGAAAUUAUUCGUGUUACCCGAUCUAUCCACAGUGUAAACGGAUCGAUAAACUUGCGAUACGUAAUAUCGAGUAAAAUAAUCGGGUGACGUUGGUAAAGAGGAAAAGUAUACUUGUACAUAUAAUAAUAGACGAAAGAUCGACCAACUCUGGACCGAGUUGAGAAAGUGUUUACUUGCUCAGCGGGAUAGUACAACGUGUACGUACGUACAAAGGUGUAUAGACAGACACAUACGUACAUAUCAAGCUGAAGCAAAAUGCUGCCACGAGAAUUGAUAACUUUCGCAACGAUAACGACCCUCAGCGUCGCGACGGCGGGCGCCUCCGUCAAUUUGGAGUAUGACGACAACGGAAUGCUGGCGGAGGAGGAGAGGAGAAUAACAAACAACAACAACAACAGCAACGACAACUACAACAACAAUGAUAACAAAGGAUCAGUCGGACGCGAGGUCCGAUGCUUCUGCAACCAGGCGGCCUGCGUAACUCAGGGAUACUUGUGCCGAGGCACCGGUUGUUUCACCGAACUACCCUCGAGCCUGAACAAUCCGUCUUCGCUGAGGCCGGAACGAAGUCCGUGGCACGGGUGCCUCGGCGAUGGUUUCAAGGACAGACAGUGUCCCGCGGGACUUUUGUGCUGCGAACAGGACUUGUGCAAUCACGUCGAUGAUCCCGCGGUUCAAACGAAACUCAACAGAACUCUUCACGUUUUGUCCGGGACCCAGCGAGCGUACAAUUUCGGACCUAUCCAGAGCAGCAAUCAUGGAAAUCAGGCGACCGAGGGCUGGUUCAGAACGGCGACGAUAGCCGUCCCGAUAUGCGGCCUAGUCGCUUUACUUGUCCUCGCCGGUUUGGCCGUUCGACUUUUGAAGCCCAUGCCGACGCAGGGUGACAAGCUCGGCCCGCACUGCAGAGCUCCAGAUAACGCGCCGCCCCUUUUGGGACCGCCGAAAGUGCCUCUCGUCUAACGAUUAACCGAUCCGCUGGAGAGGGAAGAGAAGAUACGUGGAUUAUAUGCGUGGAAUAUUUUCGAAAAAUGAAACGAGAAUUACCACGAGUUGAAAAUUUCCUGCAUCCUCCUCGCAUCGGGUGUCCAUCGAUGUUGGUGAAACGGAAGAAAACAAGUAAAAAGGAAAAGGAAAAUAUCCGUAUGUGUAGAUGAAUUUUGGAAUUAUUCAAAGGUAUUCAAAAAAAUCUUUGCACGAAACAAUGACAAAAUUUUUCUUAUACUCUAAUACGCGUUCAAUUGGUACAAGGAACACGGCCAUUAUUUCUCGUACAUGUUCUAUUCACCGCAUUAUCCGAGACGGAGUGCGAAGAAAUAACAACAACAAAGUGUCACGCGCUGUUUGCAAAUAUAUACGUACAUAUAUAUACGUAUAGGUAUGCAAGACAUACGUGUAUAAAUGCACAGGUAUUUGGACGGCCGCAGUUGUAAAUUGUGAUUUAAAGACUUCUUUCAAAGGGUUGGCCUUAUAUGAUAUACUAUAAUUGUAUAGAACCUUAAGAAAGCUAGCGGGCCCUACGAGGCUUCUCUUGGCUGUGAAUUUUAUGAAGAAACAAAAAAGAAAGAGAAAAAACUGAAAUUAAGAAGAGAAAAAAAAAAAAAGAAAAUAAUUCAGACAAUAUUCAUAUCUUAUGAUUUUUGCCUUUUUCUACUCAAAGACGGGGAUUAUUUUCUACUGAUUGUGAGCACCUGUUCGUCAUGUUCAUUUCGGAGAAAUUUAAACCGUCCGUAAUAAUGUGUUGGGUUUUUUUUUUUUUUUUUUUUUUUGCCGAGAGACGUUUUUUACUUCCUCGGUAAAGGAAAUACAACGAGUUGAACAGGUAAUCGUGUUGUAUUCGGAUUCCUAUAUUAACAACGAGUAUAUACAUAUAUGUAUAUAUAUGUAGUAUCCCCGUCCGUAAUUGUUUACGCACUUGUAUAAUGUAAAUAUAUAAAUAUAUAUAGUAAUACACGAUAUAGAAAACCAAGAUUUUGUAACAUAGUAUAUAGUAAACUUAAUGCUGUGCAAACUGUAAAAUUGGAUUAUAAUAUGAAAUAUAUUCAUCGACAUAUAGUAUAUAUUUUUAAUAAAAUUAGCAAUAGGAUAUAACUUGUAGAUCGUUUAUACAUUGAUGCUCUACUAAUUAUUCAACAAUUGACUUAGAGCUGUUCCUUUUAGCCGUUCAAAAAGUCGAAGAUGUGCACCAAAGGUAGCUCAUUUAUUAGAUCCCUUUACUGAUGCAAUUGUUUCACCUGGAUUCUAAAUUUAGAGAAUCUCUCCUGUGAAUUUGAAAAUUUUUCAACAAUUUCGAAGUCCUCGUAAACGCGAUUGCGAGGUAACUGGCAACUGUGCUACACAAUGUUAAAUAGAAGCGAUGUACAACAGACAAGUUGUCAGCCAGAAAAGCAAAAUUUGAAAAUGAUUGAAAUCAUUUGUAACAUCACGUUAAUAUGUGUUACGUAAGAGGCAUUCACAUGACCGAUUUGUACACAUCCUUCCAAUCCGAUUAUAAUACAAUGUAGAAAUCAUUUUCUGAGAUACGA